CCUGGGGUGAGACAGGGGUCAACAAAAGUGAGAAGGGGAGACCAUGAUGUCCACAGAAGUGAGAAGGAGUGAAUGGGGGUGAUAAGGAGGUCUGUGGGGCACGAGGGAAGUCUGAGGCGAAACAGGGGCCUCUAUGGGCAAUAGAGGGCUCUGUGGAGAGAGAGGCUUCCGCCAGCAGUUCUCCACACAGGAGCAGACACCCCAGAUCUGUGUGGUGGGCAGUGGCCCAGCUGGCUUUUACACCGCCCAACACCUGCUAAAGCACCACUCCCGGGCCCACGUGGACAUCUACGAGAAGCAACUGGUGCCCUUUGGCCUGGUGCGCUAUGGCGUGGCGCCUGACCACCCCGAGGUGAAGAAUGUCAUCAACACUUUUACCCGGACGGCCCACUCUGACCGCUGUGCCUUCCACGGCAGCGUGGCGGUGGGCAGGGAUGUGACCGUGCAGGAGCUGCGGGACGCCUACCACGCCGUGGUGCUGAGCUACGGGGCAGACGACCAUCAGGCCCUGGAGAUCCCCGGAGAGGAGCUGCCUGGCGUGUUCUCAGCCCGGGCCUUCGUGGGCUGGUACAACGGGCUUCCUGAGAACCGGGCGCUGGCGCCGGACCUGAGCUGUGACACGGCCGUGGUUCUGGGGCAGGGGAACGUGGCUCUGGAUGUGGCCCGGAUCCUGCUGACCCCACCUGAGCACCUGGAGAAAACGGAUAUCACGGAGGCUGCCCUGGGGGCACUGAGACAGAGUCAGGUGAAGACGGUGUGGAUAGUGGGCCGACGUGGAGCCCUGCAAGUGGCCUUCACCAUUAAGGUGCUGGGGCCUGAGGGAGAGGGGCCAGGGUCCCAAGUAGAUGGUCUGCUCCUUGGGGGGUGUGGCAGGGCAGAGCUGCCUGGGGUGGAAGAGGGAGAGCCAGGCAGGGCGCACCUGGGGCCCAGUGCCUUCCGUGCUGGUGGGAGCUGGUGGUGUCUCCCGCCUGGUCUGGGCUCUGGGGUGGGCCCAAGAGUGGACAGGGCUCUGGGCCUGACUCCUCCCCCACUCCCCGCCCACACCGCCAAGGAGCUUCGGGAGAUGAUUCAGUUACCAGGAACUCGGCCCAUUUUGGAUCCUGCGGAUUUCUUGGGCCUUCAGGACAGAAUCAAGGAGGUCCCUCGCCCGAGGAAGCGGCUGAUGGAACUGCUGCUUCGAGCAGCCACGGAGAAGCCAGAGGUGGCGGAGGUUGCCCGCCGGGCAUCGGCCUCCCGCGCCUGGGGCCUCCGCUUUUUCCGAAGCCCUCAGCAGGUGCUGCCCUCGCCAGAUGGGCGGCGAGUGGCAGGCGUCCGCCUGGCAGUCACCAGACUGGAGGGUGUUGGUGAGGCCACCCGGGCGGUGCCCACUGGAGACGUGGAGGACCUCCCCUGUGGGCUGGUGCUGAGCAGCAUUGGCUAUAAGAGCCGCCCCAUCGACCCCAGUGUGCCCUUUGACCCCAAACUCGGGGUCAUCCCCAAUGUGGAGGGCCGGGUUGUGGAUGUGCCAGGCCUCUACUGCAGCGGCUGGGUGAAGCGGGGGCCUACAGGUGUCAUCACCACCACCAUGACGGACAGCUUUGUCACCGGCCAGAUUCUGCUGCAGGACCUGAAAGCGGGGCUGCUGCCGUCUGGCCCCAGGCCUGGCUAUGCGGCCGUCAAGGCCCUGCUCGGCAGCCGAGGGGUCUGGCCUGUGUCUUUCUCGGACUGGGAGAAGCUGGAUGCUGAGGAGGUGUCCCGGGGCCAGGGUGCGGGGAAGCCCAGGGAGAAGCUGCUGGAUCCUCAGGAGAUGCUGCGGCUGCUGGGACGCUGAGACCAGAUCCCAGGCAGGCACGGAGGGGAGGAGUGCUGUGCGGGGGGAGGGGUCGGGGUCAGUCUGGGCAGGACUCUGCACCACAGCUGCAUCGCCUGGCCGUCCUGGCGUGGGGCCUCGGCUGCCCCUUUUCCAGGGGCCUCUGAGCACUUCCUCGUGCCAGAAGGUCGCUCUUGCCACUGUGGGUAACUCUCAGCAAGGAGAUAACCUUAGUUACGGAUGGGUGCAGGUGCAGGCUGACCUUCCUCCCUCCUGCCUAUCUCCUGCUGGACUGUGGAGGGUCACCAGGUCGGAAAUGUGCUGGAAAUAAAACACCUGCCACCGAGG
This is a messenger RNA of Physeter macrocephalus (sperm whale), 2137 nucleotides long. It is a transcript of the gene FDXR, whose product is annotated as ferredoxin reductase. Gene Ontology annotation, cellular component: mitochondrion. NCBI's taxonomy places the organism in Eukaryota, Metazoa, Chordata, Mammalia, Artiodactyla, Physeteridae. Bases 134 to 1810 code for a protein of 558 amino acids. The transcript is spliced from 11 exons. Gene Ontology annotation, biological process: ubiquinone biosynthetic process. The record is from RefSeq and is a predicted model, not a curated record.